Brachypodium distachyon (stiff brome) is the source of this 804-nucleotide messenger RNA. RefSeq lists its product as uncharacterized. NCBI's taxonomy places the organism in Eukaryota, Viridiplantae, Streptophyta, Magnoliopsida, Poales, Poaceae. The transcript has a single exon. The record is from RefSeq and is a predicted model, not a curated record. The coding region runs from base 110 to 772 and encodes 220 amino acids. Gene Ontology annotation, molecular function: protein binding.
CCGCGCGGAGCCCAUCGCCGAUGCCGGAGGAGGGUUUCAUUCGCACCCUGUCCAGUGUCCGCCGUCCCAAAUCCUGGGCAGCCGGUCCAACUCGCCGCCGUUGUCAGCCAUGGCCUCCCAGCCGCCACCAUCAUCGCCAGCGUCGCCCACCACCAUAGCUUCUCUCCGCGCCGACCUCCUCCGCGAGGUCUUCCUCCGGCUGCCGGACCUCCCGACGCUCGUCUGCGCCGCCUCCACCUGCCGCGCCUUCCGCGCCGCCGUCCGCUCGUCCCCUUCCUUCCGCCGCAGUUUCCGCGCGCUCCACCCGCCGCCCCUCCUCGCCUUCGUCCUCGAGCCCUUCAUGGAGGUCAUCCCCGCCUUCUCCUCCGCCUGGCGCCGUUCAGAUCCGGACCUCGUCGCAGCCUUCGGCGCCACCGAUUUCUUCGACACCGACCACCUCUCGUACCAGUUCCAGGGACCCGGAUGGCAGAUCUGUUCCCGGCUUUGCAACUGCGACGGCUACGUCUGCCUCGUCAACGGGAGCAACGAGCUGAGAGCCGUGGAGGGAGUCGGCUACAACCUCUUAACGCAGUCCCUGUAUCUUUUCCUGCGUAUAGACCACAUUGACACCCACCUUGAGUUCCACAUGCUCCCCUCCAAAGAUGAUAGCCGGGGGCCGUCGUACCGUGUGAUCUGUGCCGGACCGCUCAUGGACACAGGCGAGCGCCGCGGUCUUCUCAUCAGACACCAUGGAGUGGCAAUUUUUCCCAAGGACUACGCUGCCGCUGCGUGAGUAUGGUACAGCCAAGGCCGGCAGGGUGGUGC